GGCGUGAAACCAGGACAAGCUGAUAUAAAAUACUUAGAGACUGCAAAGCGGUUGGAUCUCUAUGGUUUAGACCUUCACCCCGCACGGGAUAUGGAAAAUGUGGAAAUCUACAUUGGUGUCGGGUACAGUGGCAUUGUCGUUUAUCGCGACCGGAUUCGAAUUGGUCGAUUUGCCUGGCCAAAAGUUCUGCGCAUCUCCUACAAAAAAAACUGCUUCUAUUUAAAGAUUCGUCCUGACUAUGUAAGUUUGCUUGAGAAAAAAAUCAUUUACAAUAAAAGGCAAAUUCUACUUCAGUCAGACAAAACUAAUCAGCCAUUUAUUUAG
Hydatigera taeniaeformis is the source of this 324-nucleotide messenger RNA. NCBI's taxonomy places the organism in Eukaryota, Metazoa, Platyhelminthes, Cestoda, Cyclophyllidea, Taeniidae. The record is from the annotation of a GenBank genome assembly.